Molecule: messenger RNA, 1077 nt
Organism: Chanos chanos (milkfish)
Lineage: Eukaryota; Metazoa; Chordata; Actinopteri; Gonorynchiformes; Chanidae
Gene: wnt8b
Product: wingless-type MMTV integration site family, member 8b
Exons: 6
Coding region: 1-1077 (358 amino acids)
Biological process (GO): multicellular organism development; cell fate commitment; neuron differentiation
Cellular component (GO): extracellular region
Molecular function (GO): frizzled binding; cytokine activity
Source: RefSeq, a predicted model, not a curated record
AUGUUCAUGCAUUUGGAGGUUUAUUAUUACAUUUUCAUUCUGAUGACUCACAUGAAGUCUUGCUGCAGCUGGUCAGUGAAUAAUUUCCUGAUGACUGGCCCAAAGGCUUAUCUGAUCUACUCUAGCAGUGUAGCUGCUGGAGCCCAGAGUGGGAUAGAAGAAUGCAAGUACCAGUUUGCCUGGGACCGGUGGAACUGUCCGGAAAGAGCUCUUCAGCUCUCCACACACAGUGGACUCAGGAGCGCAAACAGAGAGACAGCGUUUGUCCACGCGAUCAGCUCUGCGGGAGUCAUGUACACUCUGACGAGAAACUGCAGCCUCGGCGACUUUGACAACUGUGGCUGUGAUGACAGCAGGAAUGGCCAAAGAGGAGGCCAGGGCUGGCUGUGGGGAGGUUGCAGCGAUAACGUGGGUUUCGGGGAGGCCAUCUCCAAACAGUUUGUCGACGCUCUUGAGACCGGACAGGACGCUCGAGCCGCCAUGAACCUCCACAACAACGAAGCCGGCCGCAAGGCGGUGAAAGGCACCAUGCAAAGGACGUGCAAGUGUCACGGCGUGUCUGGCAGCUGCACCACCCAGACCUGCUGGCUCCAGCUGCCCGAGUUCAGAGAGGUGGGCAACUACCUGAAGGAGAAGUACCACAAGGCGCUGAAAGUUGACCUGCUACGCGGCGCGGGCAACAGCGCGGCCAGCCGGGGAGCCAUCACGGAGACCUUCAGUUCCAUCUCCCGCAAAGAGCUGGUGCACCUGGAGGACUCUCCGGACUACUGCCUGGAGAACCGCACUCUGGGUCUGCCGGGCACGGAGGGUCGGGAGUGCCUGAAGAAGGGUAAGAACCUGAACAAGUGGGAGAAGCGCAGCUGCAAGCGUCUGUGCAGCGAGUGCGGCCUCGCCGUGGAAGAACGCAGGGCCGAGACCGUGUCCAGCUGCAACUGCAAGUUCCACUGGUGCUGCGCCGUUAAAUGCGAGCAGUGCCGCAAGACUGUCACAAAGUACUACUGCGUGAAAAAAGGUAAGCAAGCCAAGAACGAGAGCACUGGCCGCAGGAAGAACCUUCGGCUGAAGAAGAAGCACUAA